UGCGUGCGCUGCUUGAUUUGCUCGCCAGUCCGAAGUUUUUUUUUGGUGUGUUGCUGAGAGCUGCUGUAGGGAUGAUGAUGAUGGCGGAGCUGGUACAGGGACAGGCCUCGGUGGCUCAGCCUGGAACGAAAGCAGAUGGCUUCGCCGACGCCUUACACCGGGCCCGACAGCCCUCCCCCUCUUUCUCAUCCCUCUUGUCUCCUCAGAUUGCAGCUAAGAUGGGAGGUGACCAGAUGCCCCACAUGAACAACUCCUCUCCAGUCCUAGACCCCUCUCUCUACGGCUACGGAGGCCAAAAGCGCUCAAUGGAUGAUGGAGUAGGUAACCAGCUAGGUGGAAUGGUACAUCAAAGGGCUAUUAUGACAGAAGACUUCAAAGUGCCUGAUAAGAUGGUUGGAUUCAUCAUUGGAAGAGGAGGAGAGCAGAUCACGAGAAUUCAGUUAGAGUCAGGCUGCAAGAUCCAGAUUGCUGCAGAGAGCGGAGGCAUGAUGGACAGGCCCUGCACCCUAACUGGAAGCCCAGAGAACAUCGAGCAGGCCAAGAGGCUGCUGAGCCAGAUCGUGGACCGGUGUCGAAACGGCCCAGGCUUCCACAGUGAGAUGGACGGCAACAGCGCCAUCCAGGAGAUCCUAAUCCCUGCCAGCAAAGUGGGCCUGGUCAUCGGCAAGGGAGGGGACACCAUCAAACAGCUGCAGGAGAGAACUGGUGUUAAGAUGAUCAUGAUCCAGGACGGCCCUAUGCCCACUGGAGCAGACAAACCCCUGAGAAUCACUGGGGACCCCUACAAAGUGCAGCAAGCACGGGAGCUGGUGGUAGAGAUCAUCCGGGACAAGGAUCAGGGAGACUUCCGGGCCAACAGGGGAGACUUUGGAUCCAGACUGGGGGGAAGCAGUCUGGAUGUGGCAGUCCCCAGGUUUGCUGUGGGCAUCGUCAUUGGCAGGAACGGAGAGAUGAUCAAGAAGAUCCAGAAUGACUCUGGGGUCAGGAUCCAGUUCAAACCAGACGAUGGCAUCAGCCCCGACCGGAUUGCCCAGGUGAUGGGCCAGCCUGAUCGCUGCCAGCAUGCUGUUCACCUCAUCAACGAGCUGGUCCACACGGCACAGGAUCGGGAUGGAUUUGGGGGUCCCGUGGGCCCCAGAGGCCGGGGCAGAGGCCGUGGGGACUGGAGCAUGGGCGCACCCGGUGGACUGCAGGAAGUGACAUACACGAUACCCGCCGACAAGUGUGGCCUGGUGAUUGGGAAAGGUGGCGAAACCAUCAAGAACAUCAACCAGCAGUCUGGAGCGCACGUGGAGCUGCAGAGAAACCCGCCGCCCAACACCGACCCCAACGUGCGCAUUUUCUCCAUCCGCGGCACCUCCCAACAGAUGGAAAUGGCCCGCCAGCUGAUCGAUGAGAAGAUUGGGGCCUCAGGAAUGGGGGGCAACAGCAGUUUUGGUCUGAACCCCUUUGGUCAAGGACCAGCUACCCCUCAUCAGAAUGGACCCCAGACAUUCAUGACAGGUGGAUGGGGCACAACAUAUCAGACAUGGCAGCCUCAGGGCCAGCAGGACCCCAGUCUCAAUGGAUCCCAGACCGACCACAUGGACUAUUCCAAAGCAUGGGAGCAGUAUUAUAAAAAGCUAGGUCAGCAGAGCCAAGCCCAAAGCAGUGGCCCUGACUACAGCAAAGCAUGGGAGGAAUACUACAAGAAACAGAACCAGGCAGCAGGCCCUGGCUCCCAGCAGAGCUCCCCUCCGGAUUACAGUGCUGCCUGGGUGGAGUAUUACAGACAACAGGGGGCCUACUAUGGCCAAGGUGCACAGCAGACACAGGCCCCAGGCCUUCAGGAUCAUUAGAGAGGACGCCCUUUAGUUGAAGAUUUUUCAAUCAUUGAGGAUGAAAACAAACCUUUUGUAACAGGUUUCUAGAUUUGCAACGCCUUGAAGACUUACUUUUUUCUUAGUGAGAAACACUAGCUGUAGACUGACUUAUACAAUAACAAAAAAGAAGAAUAUUUCUAAAUCAGGAACAUUUAAUUGUUACUAAAUCCUUGUGUACACCAUUAUUUUGAAUGGACAAUUCCUGGGAUCCCUUUUGGACUAAUGCGAGAGCUGUUUUGUUUUCUAUUUUUUCCUUUUUGAUUCAAAUGACAUCGCCAAAACGAACCCCGGAGUUGUAACAUUUUAGUAAAUGCAAUAUAAUCUAUUUUUUCUAGUUCUGUUGCAAUAAAAUCGUAAUUAUGGGCUUAGCAGUCUUGAAUACAUUUUUGUUUUGUCAUAAGAUGUUUUAAGAAUGUGUAAAAAUGUUUUUUCCUUUUACAUAAAGCAUUUUAAUUCAGUGAUGAAACUGAUGUUUUGUUACAGGAACGUUUAUUUUGUUACAUAAUACAAAGAGUGAUGUUGGCAAAUGGCAGUCAGUUCCUAAUUUAAUUCCUGUUGUGCUUUGUAUUUUUUUCAUUGUCAUUUUAUUGUACUCUGGUUUAAAAAAAGUAGCAAUAUCUUAUUUCAUUUUUGAAACAAAGAUGGAUUCUCUAAUAUUUUGACAGACAUUUAACUUGUAGUUCUUUAGAUUUUUUUUAAGGCAUAUGAAAAUGUAAUGGGUACUUUUUUUAUUACAAUGAUCUGAUAUUGGAAAAGGGGGAUGUUGCAUAUUGUGAGGUUUUUGCCUUUGCUAUCUUGUAAAACUAUGUAUGUAUGCUCAGAUACUUGACUAAAGACUUUAUUUAAAAUAUAUAUAUAAUUAAAUCUAAGAAGUUUUUUUAAUGGAGUCAUUAUCGCAGGAAAACUGUCCCUGUUCUGUUUUCAUACUGAAAAUGUUCAAAGAUCGUGAAUGUGUCAUUUGAAAUUUGAUGUUGCAUCUUGCUAUGGACAAAAAUGAGAAAUGCUAGGUUUUUAUGUUCGUUCUGUACCUAAAUCGUUCAAGACUGCUAAGCCUCUGGAUUCUACCUGUGUAAUAAUUCAUUGUAGUUUUUUAUAUUCUAAGUAUUACGAUCAAAAUUGGCUUAUUUGGUACCACCCAGUUUCCCUAACGCCCCCUCCAGUACACACUGGACUUGUGUACAGUCCAAUGCUAAACUUUUUAAUUAUUUUUUCUUUCUACUUUGUGUGAUCUCGUAUGUAUGAUUGAUUAGUUACAAUUGAAUCUAGUAUUAACUUCAUUGCUUAAUGAAAAGGGAUAUUAUAAUUUGAAAAUGUUUAAUUUUAGUGUUUUUUUCCCUUGUGUACAGGUAACUGUGUAUUAAAAACGUCAAGACUACCUUUAUUGUGUUCUGUUAAAAGUAUUUAAUUUUGUCGUUUGAAAGCUUUCUUUUGUCUAAUUCCAGUAUGUGAUAACGUUACCAUUGGUUUAAACUGAAACCUUUCCUCAGCUCUAUUGUAAGACUAACAUAUAGUAUCAUCUAGCCUCAAGUAAUCAAAGGUAAAACUAUUGUUUUAUAAACAGAUAUAUAUUUUCUAUAGACCUUUGCCAUUUCUCAAAUAAAUGUUCCUUCUGCAAGCCUC
Molecule: messenger RNA, 3482 nt
Organism: Salvelinus namaycush (lake trout)
Lineage: Eukaryota; Metazoa; Chordata; Actinopteri; Salmoniformes; Salmonidae
Product: far upstream element-binding protein 3-like
Exons: 18
Coding region: 72-1838 (588 amino acids)
Biological process (GO): regulation of DNA-templated transcription
Cellular component (GO): cytoplasm; nucleus
Molecular function (GO): mRNA binding
Source: RefSeq, a predicted model, not a curated record